AUGCAAGUGUAUUGUGAUAAGUUUGCUUCACGGGACGGCGUCGUAAUGAAUCAAAUCCGAAUUGUUCAUGGUGCGUCCACUGGCAAAGAAUUCUUUCUGAGAGUACUUGGUGAACAAGUUGAUGGGAUUAAACCUAUUUUGUUGGAAACUGAUCAAAACGAUAUCGUUUUCUUCAUUGAUGAUGAUGAAACAGCAUUAGCAAUACAAGCAAUGUCACGACGAAUAAACGAUCCAAGCACAUCUUGUCCAGUGACCAUUAUUUCGAAAAAAGCACCAUUAGGCUUUAAUGCUGUUGGCCAAGAUGAAAUCGAUUUGCUAACGUGGGUUUUAAAUGACCGUUACGAUGCUGAAACUCGCACUCUUGAUUUGAGUUAUUUUUCGCUCGAUCGAGCAUUCCACGCCAAACCGUCUUAUUUUUCUUUGUGCCAAAACAAUAUAAUGAUGGCUGUGAUCGAUUUGAUUGAUAAGUAUUACGGAUCAGUCACGUCUUUGAUUAUGAAAGGAAAUCGUUUGCGAUUUUUGGAUCACUUUUCAUGUCUCAAAUAUCGAAUUAGAAAUAUUCAAACUUUGGAUUUAUCGUCGAAUCGGAUCGACAGUGCUUCUGAGUUAGAGAAAUUGAAAGAAUGGCCAGUUGAAACACUUUUCUUCGAAAAUAACCCUUUAUGUUCUCAGUUUGUUUCUGCCGAGGCCUAUUUAAGGACGGUAAACCUGUCGAGAGUGGAGACGCUUUGCCUGACCUCGGUGAACAAAUUUCUUCAAAUUUCUUCACUCUCAUUGAAUAAGCCAAAGGUUUACUGUAUUUCAACGCAAUGCAAAGAAUUUGUUGAAAAUUUCGUUACUCGAUAUAUAAAUAUUUUUGAUAGUAUUGAUACGAAUGAUCGAAGCUUUCUAACGGAUGCAUACGAUGAAAAUGCGACAUUCUCUUUAUCAGUCGAAAAUCUGUCAGAUGCAAAGGGUACUCAUGAAGGAAUCUCUGAUAACAAUUUUCGUAUAUCAGAAUGGGAAUACUAUAAAGGAAAAGUUUUCUGCAGAGGGGCUAUGGAAAUUGUUGUUCAGUUAAGAAAAUUGCCUCCCACUGCUCAUAUCUUUGAGACGUUCAACGUUGUUGAUGUUCCCAUUGUGAAGGGCAAUAUUAUGCGAUUUAGUUUACAAGGCUUUUUUCGCGAUGCAUCCAUUAAUAUGAAAAAUCCAUUAACUGAUACAUCUUUAUCAGUACUUCCGCGAUACUUCUGCCGCGAAUUCGUCCUUAUCGAUAAGGGUUAUGGAAAAAUUGCAAUCAUCAAUGACACAUUAUUCAUCGCUAUUGGCUCUUCCAAACGAUUGGAAGAUUAUAAAGGCAUUUUAAGAAAUAUGAUUGAAGAAAGAAGAAGAAAUUAUGCGGAAGAAGAAGUACAAAGCAGGAUGGAAGCAAAUAUUUCCCCGACCCCAACGUUACCUGAAUUAACGCCUAAAGAAUUGGCUUUAGCUGGUUAUGAAAGUAUGCAGAAACUCUUGAUUGAAUUGUUUUCACAACAAAGCCAAAUGAAACCCGAAUGGUCCCGCAAAUGCCUUAUGGAUCUCAAUUGGGACUGCGAGGAAGCCUAUAAAGCAUUUCUGGCGCUGCGCGAUAAAAUACCUUCUGAAGCUUUUCAAUAA
Messenger RNA from Dracunculus medinensis (Guinea worm), 1635 nucleotides. Lineage: Eukaryota; Metazoa; Nematoda; Chromadorea; Rhabditida; Dracunculidae. The record is from the annotation of a GenBank genome assembly.